CCCAACGGUCUCGUGAGGAGCGGAACGAUGUCAUUCUCUCCACACCUGUGCUGCCGCCUCCUGGACGGACGCGACUCCUUUGCAGCGACUGUACUAUAAGUGAACGGACAGCUUAUGAGCCCCACUCAAAGCGGAGAGAAGCACGCGCAAGGAGCGGAAUGGCGAGGAUACUAGCGCGGCACCUCCGCGUCCUCCUCGUGGGUCUCCUCCUGGCAGACUCGUGGACUCUCGGGGCGAGCCGUGGGGCGACGUCGCCCGAAGAGGAGCGGGACAAAGAGAGCGACGCGGAGACGCCGUGUGAGCUGAAAACCGUCACCGUGUCUACCCUGCCCGUCCUCCGCGAGAACGAGUUCAGCUUCACCGGCGGAGCCGCGGGGAGCGUGGCCGGAGGAGGGAGCGCAGCCGGAGCAGGUGGCGGCGGAGCAGCCGGCGGAGGAGGAGGAGGAGGAGCAGCAGCAGCAGGAGGGGGGGAAUCCCGACUUCUGCUGUUCGUUAGAACUGACCUACCCGGGCGAAUCUCUGUAGUGGAUGACCUGGACAACACUGCUCUUCCUUACUUCACUCUGGAGAUGUCCGGUACAGUAGAAGAUAUUUCUCAGGUACACUGGAAGCAGCAGUGGUUAGAAAAUGGGACGCUUUACUUUCACGUGUCCAUAACGGAAUCUGAGCUUCUGGCACAGACUACACAGCCCACAGCCCGAGAGCCUGCUCAGGCGCUGCCUGAACACAUGCAUCUGCUACACAUCUCAGUCAUGGGAGGCCUCAUUGCACUCCUACUCCUAAUUCUCCUCUUCACCCUUGUCCUGUACACCCGCCACCGAUGGUGCAAGCGUCGUCGGAUCCCCCAAAAGAGCGCCAGCACCGAGGCCACCCACGAGAUCCACUACAUUCCCUCCAUCCUGCUGGGUCCGCAGGGUCGCGACAGCUACCGGGGCUCCCGAGGAAAUCACCAGCACGGCGGCUCUGUCAUUGGAAUGCCCAUCCGGGAAACCCCCAUUCUCGAUGAUUACGACUGUGACGACGAGGACGGAGGGGGGCACUCGCUGAACUCCACGCCCAACCAACUCCACAAGCUCAGCGAUGGAAAUGUCUUGGAGGAUUAUGGACUUAACAUUGGAGGGCACACGGACACGAUGUGCAAAGAAGACGAUAUUAAGCAAUUCGAGAAACGAGUUCUUGACCCAAACACGGAAUCAGUGGAAGAUUUAAUGCAGCGGUUCCAGGACAGUUUCCGUGUUCCCAACACACCGACAGACAUUUGUCACUACCAGCAAACAUUACACAACUCGUCCACAGGACGCCGGAAAUUCCCCAACCACACAAAAGCAACUGGACAUGUGUUCAGUCCACAAGGGGGAUCGGGGUCAGAGCCUGAAGACGACAAUCAAACAAAGUUUUACACAGAGCAACACAGAGGGCGAAGACGCAGCAAAGGCCACUCUCACAGUCCCCUAAAUAAGGUCACCCUGACGCUGAUUACCAUCAGCACAUGUGUCAUUGCCAUUGUCUAUGCUACGCAGGAUUCCUGCCCCCUCACUGUCAAGGUUACCCUCCAUGUGCCUGAGCACUUCAUUGCAGAUGGAAGCAGCUUUGUGGUGGGCAUGGGCAGCUUCCUGGAUGCCUCUAACUGGCUAAAUCCAGCCAAACUAACUCUCUAUUAUCAGACCAACUCAUCAACACAGUGGGUCCAAGACUUCUGUGGCCAAAGGACCACUGAGCCCUGUGAACAGAUAUGUGACCAGGAUACAGGAGAAUGCAGCUGUCAUGAGGGUUAUUCCCCGGAUCCUGUCCAUAAACACCUCUGUGUUCGGAGCGACUGGGGUCGGAACGAAGGUCCUUGGCCAUAUGCUAACUUAGAAAAAGGAUAUGACCUAGUUACAGGACAGCAGGCCCCAGAGAGGAUCUUCAGAUCAUUCUACAGUCUGGGUCAAGGAUUAUGGCUGCCAGUCAGCAAAAGCUUUGUGGUGCCACCAGCGGAGCUGUCAAUCAACCCUAUUGCCAGCUGUAAGACAGAUGUGUUGGUUACUGAAGAUCCAGCAGAGGUCAGGGAAGAGGCAAUGAUAUCCACAUACUUUGAUACGGUAGAAGACCUGUUGGCAUCUUUUGGGCCGGUUCGAGAUUGUUCCAAAGAGAAUGGAGGCUGCAAAAGGAAUUUCAAGUGUGUUUCAGAUCGUCAGUUAGACUCUACUGGUUGCAUGUGUCCUGAGGGGCUGAGGCCAAUGAAGGAUGGCUCAGGUUGCUAUGACUACUCCAGAGGCAUUGACUGCACGGAUGGCUUCAAUGGGGGCUGUGAACAGCUGUGUCUCCAGCAGCUUGAGCCUCUGGAAGAUGACCCAAGUUCCAGCAAUGUGCUCAUGCAUUGCGGGUGUGUGCAGGAGUACAAGCUGGCAGGGGAUGGGCGCUCCUGCCUCCUGCAGGCAGAGAACUGUGAGGGGUCCAAAUGCUCAAGGCAGGAUGUCCACUUCAAUGACACUCUGUUCGGCGAGAUGUUACACGGAUACAACAACAAAACACAACAAGUCAAUUUGGGGCAGAUUUUCCAAAUGACAUUCAGAGAUAACAACUUCAUCAAGGACUUCCCACAGUUGGCCGAUGGGCUCAUGGUCAUUCCCUUACCAGUGGAGGAACAGUGUCGUGGGGUUCUGUCAGAGCCUCUUCCCAAUCUCCAACUCCUCACAGGCCGUGCCCAGUUCAGUGAAGCAGUAGGCUACCCAAUGGUACAGCAGUGGAGAGUACGCAGCAAUCUUUACAAAGUCAAACUCAGCUCUAUUACCUUAUCCACAGGCUUUUCUAAGGUUCUGAAGACCCUUUCUGCAGACAGCACACGUGAAGAGCUACUGGCCUUUAUCCAGGAAUACGGCAGCCAUUAUGUGUCUGAGGCGCUUUAUGGCUCUGAGCUCAGCUGCAGCAUCUACUUCCCCAGCAAGAAAGUGCAGCAGCAGCUUUGGCUGCAGUACCAGAAAGAUGCAACAGAGCAGGGAGCUGGAACCGGAGGGCGGCGUGAUCUUAAGUCAAUCCCCUUCAUCAGCUACCUCUCAGGUCUGCAGAAGAGUCAGCUGUUGUCUGACGACAUGGUCAACGGUGUGGAGAUCCGCUGCGAAGAAAAGGGCAGCUGUCAGGCUGGCUGCCAUCUGUGCCAUCACCAGGCUAUCCCAGGUGGAGGAGGAGGAGGAGGAGCAGGGGUGUUGGGAAGGGGCCGCGGGGGUGACAGGAAGAGCGGAGAGCAGCCGUCCCCCACUCCUGUCCUGCUGGAGGUCACUCGUGUCGUGCCCCUUUACAGCCUGGUCCAAGACAACGUCACCAGAGAGGCCUUCAAGAGCGCCACGAUGAGCUCAUACUGGUGUGCUGGAAGGGGCGAUGUCAUUGAUAACUGGUGUCGCUGUGACCUGAGUGCCUUCAGCAUCGAUGGCCUGCCUAACUGCAGUCCCCUUAGGCAGCCAAUUUUGCGCCUUGCCCCUCACCUGGAGCCCUCCAGCACAACAGUGGCGCUCGAGUGGGUGGACGUGGAGCCACAGAUAGGCUGCAAAAUUUCUGAUUACAUCCUCCAGCAAAAACGAAUGGAGGAUCCGUCCGAGGCAGAUGUCUACACAGGUGAGAUUCUGAGCUUGAAGGACGACCUGUUCUCUGGUCUGGGUUCACCAUGUGUGGUUGCUGGAAGGCGGAGUGGAGACCACGCCCAUUCUUUGCUGUACUCUGUGGUUUUUAAGUGCCUGGAACCUGACAGCCUCUACAGAUUUACUCUCUAUGCAGUGGACAACAGAGGCAGCCACUCUGAGUCAAGCUUUGUCUCAGUGCGCACAUCGUGUCCGUUGGUGGAUGACACUCGUGCAGAAGAACUGGCAGAUAGGGUGUACAACCUGUAUAACGGCUAUACCAGUGGCAAGGAGCAGCAGAUGGCCUACAAUAUGUUGAUGGAGAUUUCACCUCCACUUUUAUACAGAGUGCAGCAUCACUACAAUUCCCACUAUGAGAAGUUUGGAGACUUUGUGUGGCGAAGUGAGGAUGAGCUUGGGCCCAGAAAAGCAAGUCUCAUACUCCGCAGGGUCGAGAAGAUCAGCCUCUACUGUCGCUCUCUCCUGAGCAGCACCUACAUCCAGAGCCGCACGGACACCAUGGCGUACGUCUACUGUCGAAGUGAAGAGGAUCAACCUCCGAGCAACACGUGGCACGGCUCUUUACAUGACGGUCACACCAUGUGCAUGGAAAAACUUAUUUCUGUACAGCGCAACACAUACAGUAACACCAAACUCCGAUGAGGCAGGAGCUCAGAGACAAGCGGUGCGACUCCUUUGUUUUUUGCACGUCAAGGAUGAUGAACCUCUCCAGGAAUGAUCUGAAAGCAAGAGUCUCACAUGACUUGUGCCAGGACAAAUUUGAAAGAUAAGAUAACUUGAUUUUACUGGACAUUAAAUUGGAGCUACCAAAAAAAAGAGAAAAAAAAAAACGGUUUUGUGCGGCCUGAUUCAAAGACCAGAGCAACACAGAGAGGGGUACAUUUCUCAACUGCUAAAUGCCAGUGAUUGCACAUAUCAAAAAGAAGGUGCGCUAUGAACAUGUAAAAUAUCAUUUAGCCAAGAGAAUAUGAGUUGGCCUCAAUACUUUGAAUGUAAUGUCGUAGUUCCUUUUUGGUGCUUUGCUUAUUGAGACAAAGAAAGCGGGGAAAAAAGGAAAUAUCAGUGUUAGAACUUCUUUGCCUUUGCUACUUGUAUAAAAAAUGUUAAAAAAAAUAAAGUUAGUUUUAUUGACAUUAUGGGAGAUUUAUUGUUUAAAAGUGAAAAUGGCAAAAGUUUGCUUAGUAGCAAGGUUGAUAGAAGGAAACUUGACAACAUGGGAAAAAUAUGUAAAAACAAGGCACUCAAAUAAUUAAUAUUUAAGCUUUUAUUUCAGAACCAAAAAGAGAAAAAAAAUGUUAUUAUCAUUUUUAUAGGUUUUACAAUGCAGUGAGUACAACUGGAAGUAUAAGGACCUAAUAAAUAUCUUUUUCAAAGUCCAGGUGAAGCUGAACACAAACUCCUUUUCAAUACAUCAAUAAUUCUGCAGCACUGAAAAUAAGUGCAAAUUAUGGAUUUUUAUAUGCAAAUAAAAAAAAGAUGUCACCAGAUGACAACUGAUCCCUGUAAUACACAGUACCAAUGCAGAACAUUCUAUGAAAACAUGAUCUUUUUCCCAUUAAAGUACCACUUACCAUCAGUGCUAAUACAUUUGAUCUACAGUGCCCCCCAAAAUUAUUCAUACUUUUCGGGCAGCGUUGCAAAUCCGAACUCCUGCUGCUUUGCUUUAAAACGUCUUGACUUUGAAAAAUGAUUUCAUAGAUUCUCAUAUUUAUGUGUAAAUAAAAGAAAAGCAGGAUCGAAUGGCAGAACUAAGGGGAAAAAUCUUCAGGUGAGUGAAGCGGUCUAAAAAAUCUCUAAACAAUUCUGUGAUAGAUCCAAUGGCAUCCUCUAAUUCUUUCAGUCAGAUGAUGAUAUCUUUGAAGCCAUGAAUAUUGUUUUACGAAAGAAAAACAAUGCCUUUUUUUUUCAAUUUGUCAUGUCAUUAAUUCUGUUAUAUUGUAAAUUUGAAUUGUAUAAAAAGAUAUCUGUAUUAAUGUGUAAUUUUGUUUUUUUCUGAAGAAUGUGAAAUAUUAAAAACAUCUGAAAAAAAGACUAUUCUUUUUUUUACAGGUUAUAAUGGUAUUUAAAGAAGAUCAUAAGUGAUAGUAAUAGAGUGCUUAUAAUUAAUCAUAUUUUGUUUCCCAAAAUAAUGAAAAUACAUUUUUGUUGAAGAUAUCAUUACGUCACUUCAUCAUUACAAAUUACACAAUGAGUUCAGGCUUAAGUGGAUUCUUUGUCCUCUCUCAUUGCAUUAAAUUUUUCAUCCUGUUUUGAGAUAAAAGCCUAGCUCCCGUUUCUUCUGUUCCUCCAAUGUGAUCAACCUUUUUAACGAGGCACAACUUUCCACUGAAUGCGAAACCCAAAAUGCACACAGGCGCUUGUUGGCAUAAAUUUUCAUUAAAAGUGGUCGCUUGAAUACGUGUUGCCGAGGGAGUUGUGGGCACUAAUAGAAGGCCAAUUUGUGCUGCUCUCAAAGCCUUUUACAACUUGCAGUUCAUAUUUACACACCUUAACCCUUGUGCUAUCUUAGAUGACCCCACCCUUACAUU
This is a messenger RNA of Oryzias latipes (Japanese medaka), 6142 nucleotides long. RefSeq names its product astrotactin 2 (gene astn2). Gene Ontology annotation, cellular component: membrane; endosome. Gene Ontology annotation, biological process: neuron cell-cell adhesion; neuron migration. The record is from RefSeq and is a predicted model, not a curated record. Gene Ontology annotation, molecular function: protein binding. Lineage: Eukaryota; Metazoa; Chordata; Actinopteri; Beloniformes; Adrianichthyidae.